CUUGGUUUCGAUUUGAGGGUCUGAGCCGACACAAUGAAUGAGGAUUUAGCCGUGCGUAUGAACCAAAGAGAGUACACAAACUGGCUGAAAGCAGGACAGUGUUUGUACAUCCUGAAGGACGCCCUCCUUCCGUUCAUCGAUGAGCAGAUGCGAGCUUUUCACGCAGAUUUGCUCCGUAAACAGCCUCGUCUUCGGGAACUCUGUCAGAACUCAUGCCAGCCCAGGAGUAUAGAGCUCUCCCGCGCAUGCCGGCUGUGUUUAGAGUGGAAGUCUGAGAUCCUGAAGCAUCACGUGCAACGUGAUCCCACGCUAAACUGGGGCAACUGUACACCAUCUUCAUGGAGGACAGACCACUGGGAGCUGGCCAAGGCUUAUAUGCCACGAGGUCAGGGGCAUGUGACAGCUGCACAGCAGUGUGAUCCUUCUGCUCUGCUCAACCUCAUCAACUACUGUGACUGGUUUGCUUCGGUAAAUGUAAAGACAACGUUUGUGAGAGAGCUGAUCAAAUGCAGGAAUGAGUUAAUGCAUUCUUGCAACCUGGGUGUGACGGAUCAGUGGAUGAAAAACUUCAAAGAUGCCAUGAAGCGUUUCAUGCAGCUGUUCAGCCACGUAGCCUGCAUGGCACCAGCUGAAGAAAAGAUAAAUCGGAUGUUGGCUGCUGACCUGUCAAUAUUUGCGACUGGCUUGGAUGCUGAGGAUUCUCCUGACAUGGGCGCAUUAGUUAGUGAUUCUGUGAACAAUGGCAACAUCAGUCCUGACCUCAUCAGCCUGUGGGAGGCUGACUUGCUGCAGGAGAGGCUGCGCGAGCUGCGGCAUACCGCUGAAGAACAAACAAUGGACACGGAGCAGCUGAAGAUGCUGGAUGGCUUCCUGCAGGAAAAUAAAGAUCUGAGCGAGAGGUUUUCUGCUGAGCUGCAGGCCAUCGGCUCACUGGGGGCCUGAAACUGGAAGAGUUGAAAAGUUGAAUGAUGAGCAGCCAAGAUAUUUCCACCAAAGAUGAGGGAAUGUCUCAUUAGUUGAUUGGAAAGAAUUUCUACUUUUGGUGAUGCUUGUGUUUUCUAUGAUGUUGUUAAAUGAGGGAAUUAUUUUACACUUUCGGUAAUUCUGAUUAUGUCCACCACAGUAAUGUUUUUUUUAUAUAUAUUAUUAUUACUGAAAUUAUUGUGCUUUUCUCAAUUUGAAUACUGUAUUUGACCAUGACGUGUAUAAUUUUUAUACAACAAAAUGUUUUGUAACACCUAAAUGUCACAAUAGAGCAGUGGUCCUCAACCCCCGGGCCACGGCCCGGUACCGGGUCAUUUGGCACCGGGCCGCACAGAGAGAAAAAAAUCAUUUCCAUUCUUUCAUUUUUUUUGUUUUAUUUUGAAAAGUGGCUGGAUUGUCUCUGUUACAUCCGUCUCACUUGACGCAUGUCCAUUGUGCGUGUGCUAACUUUAUCUCAUGCCGCACAGACUGCUACUGUAUUUUUACCAUUUUUCUUUCACCUCAUAUUUGGUGUCAAAUGCUGAUACUACUGUAUGUGGGAAUGCAUAAAGGUAAGUUUUGAUGACUUAUUGAGUGCUAAUGUGCACAUUUCUCUCAAGUUAAUUCAUGCUAGCGCACUGCCUUUACCUUUAUCUCUCUGGAAAAACUUGGCUGGAACUUGAACUGGUGGAUGGUGGGUCGGCAUUCAUUUUGUGCUUUUAAUUUGAUGUUAUUCAUGUCUUUGCUUUACACAAUACAUAAAAAAUAAGAUAAAUUAGAUCGCUAUAAUGUACGAACCCCCCACCCGCCCCCGGUCCGUGGGAGAUUUGUGGGAACACAAGCCGGUCCGUGGGUCAAAAAAGGUUGGGGACCACUGCAAUAGACCAUCUUGAUAUUUUCUUAAAUAGAUAUCAUCCAAGGAUGCCAAAAACACUGUGGGACUUUGUCUUUCUUUGUUGCCACCUUCUGCAUUUUAAUGUCAUUUAAUUUUUACUGUUACAUGUAUGGCAACAAGAAAUGUUGGUCAUAGCACAAAUGUUAGGGAACUAGUUUUUGCUAUAGAAUAAACACAGGUAUGUACGACAGAGUAUCAGGGUCACGUUGGAAAAAACAAUCUGAAAUUGAAAAUAAAGUCGUAUUAUUACAAAAAUAAAAUCGAAAAUUUACGAGAAAAAAAGUUUUAAUAUUACGAGAAUAAAAUUGUAAAUUUACAAGAAAAAAAGGUAAAUUUAUGACCUUUUCCGAGAAAAAAAAACAUACAUUUACGGAAAAAAAAGUUGUAAAUUUCCGACUUUAUUCUCAUAUAUAUGACUUUUCUUCUCGGAAAUUUAUGAUUUUACUCUCGUAAUGUUCUGACUUUUUUUUCUCGAAAAUGGAUGUCUUUUUCUUGUCAAUUUACGACUUUAUUGUCAGAAUCUCAGAUUAUUUUUUUCCAAUGUCAGAAAUUUACGAGAAAAAAGUCCUACAUUUCUGAGAAGAAAAGUCAUGAAGAUAAGCAUAAAGUUGUAAAUGUGCAACUUUUUUUUUCUUGUAAUAUUCCGACCCCUUUUUCCCAUAAAUGUACAACUUUUUUCCUGAUGUGACACUAAUACUCAGUGAUACAUACCUUUUUUUUUUUCUAUAGCAAAACUUGUAAACUUGUAGGUAAACUUGUAAGUAUAUGAGAAAAAAAGUCUUAAUAUUUCAAGAAUAAAGUCGUAAACUUACGAGAAUAUAAUCGUAAUAAGAGAAAAUAGAGCAUCGCUCUUCAGGAAGGAGGGAAACUUUCCUCUUGCUUGAGGGAAGCUUUUAUUUAUAACGUGGCAGCAAAACAGAGCAGUUGAGCACAAACAGAUUAGCAUGGUUAGCCCUUCUCACUCCCGCCUUUCUUACCUCGUCUCCUCCACGUACCAAAGACAUAAGUCCCCGCUUUUCAUAGCUGUUUCAAGCAAUGGCUGUUAGAUAGUUACGAUGUUUUUCUCGUGAAUGUACGUCUUUAUUCUCGUACAUUUACGACUUUAUUCUUGUAAUAUUACAAGUUUUUCCUCGUAAAUGUACGACAUUUUCCCGUAAAUUUACAAGACAAAAUUUGUAAAUUUACGAGAAGGAAAUUCAUGAGCUACAAAGUCUUCUUGGCGUGGGUUGCGCCCUCAACACCAGCCCGUGAUACGGAUUGUGCCUGUUGGGAGAUUAUUCAAACCCGCAAUAAAAGCUUGUUGUCCAACGAUGGGUCUGACGCAUGUGUGUCUCACCAAGCAUUACAGUAACAUUGCUGACACCUUGUGACCAGGGUAGAAUACUACAGAUCAUCACAUCUUUGAUUGCUUCUUCCGAAUGCCUUAUAUUUGUAGUUUAAUUCAUUGAGACAUUUUUAUGCUUGGCGAUGCUUAAUUUUGAAAAAAAAACAAAAGUACAUAAAAUUUGUCUAAAUAUGCAUAUUUUUGACUAAUAAAAGGCCGUAUUCAACCGCAAAACAGCAUAAUUUAUUAAUUAAUUGCUGUUCCUUUAAUGCAGGGUGUCCAACGUAUAGCCCCAGAGCCAUACUUUCCCCACAAGUUGUUUUUUAUUGGCCCGCAGCACAUUGUAGAAGUAAAAUUAAACCCAAAAAACCCAACAAUUUGAAAAAAAGAGCAAAAAGGCCCAAUGUAAAGAGAAAAGGCUGAAAUGUUGAUACUAAUACCAAAUGCGUCUGUAUAUACAGGGAGCUACACUCCCCUUUGAUCUGAGGUGCUAAUGGAAGGAGAGGAUUAGACCACUACUCCUCCCAGUCUUAGUGUAAGGAACCAAUAGGAGGAGGGCGUUGGCACACCAAUUCCGCCCACUCUUACUGUAUUUAAGGCCUAGGUUACCAGCACUUGUUAGUUCGCUGACGAAGCUCUUCGGAUGAGGAGCGAAACGUCCGACACAUUCUUCACGGAAGUACAGAUGACGUCUCAAGAAGCCUUUCCCUCACUAAUACCAAAUAACACAAAAU
Molecule: messenger RNA, 3916 nt
Organism: Dunckerocampus dactyliophorus (ringed pipefish)
Lineage: Eukaryota; Metazoa; Chordata; Actinopteri; Syngnathiformes; Syngnathidae
Exons: 6
Coding region: 34-942 (302 amino acids)
Source: RefSeq, a predicted model, not a curated record